CCUCUUUCGAUUUCCAACCACGGCAACCAGUGAUUGAGACGGUGUCUUUUUCGUUGCGCGCUGAAAGGUUGCGUUUAUCCGCACUAUUCCCGGCGGUUAAACAGGGGUAAGAGUAAGCAGUUCGCCCGCAACAAAUAGAGCAGUUAACACAUAGACAACAAGAGAGAAAGCAAAACAAAACUGGGAUCUGUUGAGUUGCGCUCCGCCAAAGCGGAACAUACCCCAGAACAUCUUGUGAUCAUUUCCUCUUCUUUCUUGCCGGGAAAAGGUUGUUGGAUUGGUUUCGAGCAGACGUGCUUCUUCUCAACGGGUUAGUUUAUACUGGUGUGAUCUAAGAAGUUUCCUACUGUUUAUUUACAUUUAGCCUAUGCGCGGAGGUCAGAUUUUAUAUGUAGGAAAAACGACGAAUUCCAUCCUACUGGUUGACGGGCACCAAUUCUAAAGUUAGUUUACAGAUGCAGAGUAAACAAACACGGUUUGAGAGCAGCUAUCCGAAGAAAGACUUGUCUGUUUGUCCGUUCAAGCUUUCACUUACAGACAUUCUUUAAUCAUUGGGAGUUUUGAGGAGAAAGGGCUUGUUUUGAAGCAAAAAGGAACGGGGGUUGUUUCUUCUGGAUGCACUGAAUGAACAGGAACGUCCCAUGUGCGGCUUUCACUCUUCCUGACAGAAACAGCCCUCCAGCUCUAAGGAAGUUUCUCCGUGGUGCAUCUUUUGCAGUGCAAGCAUUCCUUCAACUCCCAGUCUUAAGUUUACAAGCCGACGGAGUCCUGAGGCGUGACUAGCAUUUAGCAAGUCAAAAUGGCUAACAACACUGCAGACCACCCGCCAGGGAACUCGGUCACUGAGAUCGACCAAGAUGGGGACUUUGGCAUCACGAUGAUGCAGCUCCGUGAUCUGAUGGAGCUCCGAAGUGGCGAAGCAGUCAGCAAGAUUGCAGAAUGCUACGGAGACGUGCAAGGGAUCUGCCGCAGGCUCAAGACUUCACCAAUUGAGGGACUUUCUGCAAACCCUACUGAUUUGGAAAAACGCUACACAGCGUUCGGUAAAAACUUCAUCCCCCCCAAGAAACCCAAGACCUUUCUGCAACUGGUAUGGGAGGCACUACAGGAUGUCACCCUCAUUAUUCUGGAGGUGGCAGCCAUUAUUUCCUUGGGUCUGUCCUUCUACCACCCACAAGGGGAAGGCAAAGAUAACUGUGGCCAAGCAUCUGGAGGUGUGGAGGAUGAGGGUGAGGCUCAGGCAGGCUGGAUUGAAGGUGCUGCCAUCUUGUUCUCUGUCAUUAUCGUGGUGCUGGUGACUGCCUUUAACGACUGGAGUAAAGAAAAGCAGUUCCGUGGGCUGCAGAGCCGCAUCGAGAAGGAACAGAAGUUCACAGUCAUCCGUAAGGGUCAGGUCAUCCAGAUCUCUGUGGCUGAAAUCGUCGUGGGAGAUAUCGCACAAAUCAAAUAUGGUGACCUUCUCCCUGCUGAUGGUAUCUUGAUCCAGGGUAAUGACCUGAAGAUUGAUGAAAGCUCUCUGACUGGGGAGUCUGAUCAUGUUCGCAAAUCUCUGGAGAAGGACCCCAUGCUCCUUUCUGGAACUCAUGUGAUGGAAGGAUCUGGCAGAAUGGUGGUCACUGCCGUGGGCCUGAACUCUCAGACUGGAAUCAUUGUCACCCUACUGGGCGCCACUGGUGAGGAUGAGGAGAAGAAAGUGAAGAAAGGUAAAAAACAAGGACCCCCCGAAAAUCGCAACAAAGCUAAGACCCAGGAUGGCAUCGCCCUGGAGAUCCAACCGUUGAAAAGUGAGGAAGGAGCAGAGUCAGAAGAGAAAGAAGAAAAGGAGAAAAAGAAAGUGAAUGUCACCAAGAAGGAGAAGUCGGUCCUGCAGGGCAAGCUGACCAGGCUAGCAGUACAGAUCGGAAAAGCAGGUCUCAUCAUGUCUGCGGUGACCGUCAUCAUCCUGAUCCUGUACUUUGUUAUUGAUACGUUUGGCGUGCAGGGGCGCAAAUGGACGGCUGAGUGCACGCCUGUCUACAUCCAGUACUUUGUAAAGUUUUUCAUUAUUGGUGUGACGGUGCUGGUGGUAGCAGUUCCGGAAGGACUCCCUCUAGCUGUCACCAUCUCCUUGGCCUAUUCUGUAAAGAAAAUGAUGAAGGACAACAACUUGGUGAGGCACCUGGAUGCCUGUGAAACCAUGGGUAAUGCCACCGCCAUCUGUUCCGACAAAACUGGAACGCUGACGAUGAAUCGCAUGACAGUGGUGCAGGCCUAUAUUGGUGACACACACUAUAAGAAUGUUCCAGAACCUGAGGCCAUUAAUCCAGAGACUCUGGAGUUAUUAGUCAACAGCAUCUCCAUAAACUCAGCGUAUACAACCAAGAUCAUGCCGCCAGAGAUGGAGGGAGGUCUGCCAAGGCAUGUGGGCAAUAAGACUGAGUGUUCCCUUUUGGGUCUGGUGCUGGAUUUGAAGAGAGACUAUCAGCCUAUUCGGGAUGAAAUUCCUGAGGAGAAACUUUAUAAGGUUUACACAUUCAACUCCUCCCGGAAGAGCAUGAGCACUGUGUUGAAGAACGCAACUGGCCCUGGGUUCCGAAUGUACAGCAAGGGUGCCUCUGAGAUCAUCCUGCGCAAGUGUUCCCAUAUUCUCGAUGCUUCAGGCCAGCCUCGUGCCUUCAAGGCCAAGGAUCGGGAUGAGAUGGUGCGGAAAGUGAUCGAGCCAAUGGCCUGUGAUGGGUUAAGGACAAUUUGCGUAGCCAUGAGAUACUUUACAACGGAGCCAGACUGGGACAAUGAAGCUGAGAUUCUGAAUGACCUGACCUGCAUCUGUGUGGUGGGCAUUGAAGACCCUGUCCGCCAUGAGGUUCCUGAGGCUAUUGCUAAAUGCCAGCGAGCAGGCAUUACCGUCCGUAUGGUGACUGGAGACAACAUCAACACAGCCCGUGCCAUCGCCACCAAAUGUGGAAUCCUGCAGCCUGGAGAAGACUUCUUGUGCAUGGAGGGCAAAGACUUCAAUCAGCAGAUUCGUAAUGACAAAGGAGAGGUGGAGCAAGAGCGUCUUGACAAGGUCUGGCCCAAACUACGUGUUCUGGCCCGUUCCUCCCCUACAGACAAACACACUCUGGUUAAAGGCAUCAUUGACAGCACAGUUGGAGAGACGAGACAGGUGGUGGCUGUGACUGGAGAUGGAACAAACGACGGUCCUGCCCUUAAAAAGGCAGAUGUUGGAUUCGCUAUGGGAAUUGCUGGCACAGAUGUUGCAAAGGAGGCCUCUGACAUCAUCCUUACGGAUGACAACUUCACCAGUAUCGUCAAAGCUGUGAUGUGGGGACGUAACGUCUACGACAGCAUCUCCAAGUUUCUGCAGUUUCAACUGACUGUCAAUGUGGUGGCGGUGAUCGUUGCAUUCACUGGGGCAUGCAUCACACAGGACUCUCCUCUAAAAGCCGUUCAGAUGUUGUGGGUAAAUCUGAUUAUGGACACACUGGCUUCCUUGGCUCUGGCAACGGAACCUCCAACAGAAUCACUCCUACUGCGAAAACCUUACGGUCGGAACAAACCACUCAUUUCCAGGACUAUGAUGAAGAACAUCUUAGGUCAUGCCGUUUACCAACUUGUCAUCACAUUUACUCUUCUUUUUGCUGGUGAGAAGUUGUUUAACAUUGAUAACGGCCGUAACGCCCCCCUCCACUCCCCACCGUCUGAGCACUACACCAUCAUCUUCAACGUCUUCGUUAUGAUGCAGCUCUUCAAUGAGAUCAAUGCCCGCAAGAUCCACGGCGAGAGGAACGUGUUCGAGGGAAUCUAUCGGAACCCCAUUUUUUGCAGCGUUGUGCUGGGAACCUUUGUUCUGCAGAUUAUCAUUGUGCAGUUUGGAGGGAAGCCAUUCUCCUGUACAGCCCUCACCAUCGAUCAGUGGCUUUGGUGUGUGUUCAUAGGGGUUGGUGAGCUGCUUUGGGGUCAGCUCAUCUCUGCCAUCCCCACUCACCAUCUCAAGUUCCUGAAGGAGGCCGGUCACGGCAUCCCCAAGGACCAGUUUUCAGAGGAGGUGCUAACCGAGGGUGCGGAUGAGAUUGACCAUGCUGAGAUGGAGCUCCGUCGAGGGCAGAUUCUGUGGUUCCGAGGACUCAACCGCAUCCAGACCCAGAUGGACGUGGUUUAUACAUUCCAGACGGGCCAAACGCCGGUGCCUGGGGCCCUUCGUCGCCAGCCCUCUGUGGUCAGCCAGCAUAACGAUGCAAAAACUGUUUCUAGCCCCACCCAUAUUAAGGUGGUGAAUGCAUUCCGUAGCUCCCUGUACGAGGGCCUAGAGAAGCCAGAAUCCAGAAGCUCCAUCCAUAACUUCAUGUCCCACCCUGAGUUUGUACCCCUCUCUGAGGAGGAACCCCAUGUUUUCCAGAUUGAUGUGAACUCUGUAUAGAUCGAGCCCAUCUCCUCCUCUUCCAGUGCUGGGGUUGGCUCUGUCUGACCCUCCCACCACCCUUUAUUCUCCAGUCUAAAUGUCAUUGCCCCAAAACCUUUCUUGACAUGUGCACCGGACACUUCUCCAACGACAGUUACUCCAACGACUCUGGUGGAACACAGUGAGCCCUGCUGAUGCACAUCUGAAAGACAGCACCUCCAGUGGCCGUUGGGGCGACCACAAUCCUUUUCCUCUCUUUUCAGACGUCCUCCAUCUCCCUCACCUCCCCACCCCUCUUGACUUGCACUGUGCUGGCAGCAGCAGCGCUCUGUAAGUACAUGGGGCUGUUCUGCAGCCCAUGUGAGGAGUGGCCUAACUCACACACUAGAGGGCGACGCUGCAGCAAACAUUUUCUCAUUUUUAUAUUGUCACGUCUCUGGUCUUGGGUAAUGCUGUAAUUGUUUUUGUUAUUUGUUUUCAGGAUUCUCAUUUACAUAUUUUGGGUUUUUUUCUGAAAAAGCCAAAUGUGUUCAUGCACUCAGAUGUACAAGAUGAAGUGCACAUUCUGUUUGGAUAUUCAUUUUUAUUAUAUAUAUAUAUAUAUUAUUUUUUUUUUUUUUAAACAUGGCAGUUCCGUUAAUCCAUUUUUAAAAAUGGCUUUAUGUCCUAAUGGACAGUUUUAAGGAGUUCAGACACACUACAUUCUUGCCAUUGUUUCAGACAUUGUCAGAAAAAAUGCUGUCAGGUUCAUUUUGGGUGUUCUGUCACUUUAUAUGUACAGAUGUAAGGCUGCUAUAGUAAAAAGUUAGCAGAAUAAAAGAUGCUAUAACCUA
This is a messenger RNA of Myxocyprinus asiaticus (Chinese sucker), 5214 nucleotides long. Its product is annotated as plasma membrane calcium-transporting ATPase 3-like. Gene Ontology annotation, molecular function: ATP binding; P-type calcium transporter activity; ATP hydrolysis activity. Lineage: Eukaryota; Metazoa; Chordata; Actinopteri; Cypriniformes; Catostomidae. The record is from RefSeq and is a predicted model, not a curated record. The coding region runs from base 800 to 4399 and encodes 1199 amino acids. Gene Ontology annotation, biological process: calcium ion transmembrane transport; regulation of cytosolic calcium ion concentration. The transcript is spliced from 22 exons. Gene Ontology annotation, cellular component: membrane; intracellular membrane-bounded organelle.